This is a messenger RNA of Aphanomyces astaci, 3151 nucleotides long. RefSeq lists its product as hypothetical. NCBI's taxonomy places the organism in Eukaryota, Oomycota, Saprolegniomycetes, Saprolegniales, Verrucalvaceae. Gene Ontology annotation, molecular function: protein binding. The record is from RefSeq and is a predicted model, not a curated record. Bases 92 to 2998 code for a protein of 968 amino acids. The transcript is spliced from 3 exons.
UUCAAUUAUCCGCUUAACUGCUUACUAUCAUCCGGAUUGGUAAUCGCUGGCAAUCGGCCACUUCGUGCAACGUUGUACAGUGGCGCCCCCAAUGCACCACAAGUUGAUGCUUCGACGACUCAGCCAGCAGAAGCAUCGCGUUGGCCGUGCCACCACGCAGAUCCAGGGCAUGUCAUUGUCCACUGGAUUGCGACAGCAGACGACAAACUUACGUCUUCCGAGCGUGCCGCGAUUGCUUCAACUCCAUCGGUCUUUCUCUGGAUGUGGGAGCAGCGACAAGAAGCCAUCAUCCACUGAACGAACAGUCCGUCCACGGGUGGUGGCCGAGGACGAAUAUUACUUCAACGAGUUCAGGCAAUUCUUGGCCCUGGAAACUCCGACGGACGACGAGGCGCGGCUAGCGAGGUGUCGACUCGACGAAGUGGUCGCCAUGACCUUAUCCAAAGAGAUUCUUGGCAUCCAAGCCACGGCAUUGUCACUUGUGGCAGACAAGCUGGGCGAUCAUGCACUUGUGCUUCAAGUCUACCGCGCCCAGCGUGAAAAGCGCAUCCAACCGUCGCCGUUGACGUUGAAAGUCGCAGUGACGUCGUGCGCUGCGAUCUCUCCUGAAGACGACGUGCAUGCGUGGGAGACUGCUUUGGACGUCGUGGCGCAAAUGCAUGAGGCAGUGCACCUCAUGCCGGUGUCGGAGGAGAUGUACCAGCAGGCCAUCGAGGCAUGUGCGAAGGCACAUCAGUGGCUCGUCGCGCUGCGGUUAGUGGACGAGAUGCUGCGGCACAACCGACCUCCGGCGGCCGACACGUGGCUCACGGUGGCGAAAGUGUGUUUGACGCAUCGCGAAACCGAGGCCGCGCUGUCGUUGGUCGAGAAACUCCGCGACGUGGAGCUGGACGUGGAUUUUGACGUGGACCACGUGCUGGAAGCCAUCCUCAUGGUGGGAGUAUCAACCCACAACAGCGCAUUCACGCUGAAGGUCCUCAACGACUUGUAUAGCCAUCAACGAGCUCGGAACAACCGCUUGGGCGGCAACUUGUCGUCGUGGUUUGGCCUGAAACAGUUGCACCAAGACCCGCUGGUCGUCGAAACGCUGUCCACCAAUGACCUGCACGCGAUCGUCGAUUCGUUGGCGACCGAUCGGCAGUGGCUUGCCAUGGACAAGUGGCUGCCAUCCCUGGGGUACCCAGACUACAAAUGCCCCACAAUUCAGUACGGCCACCGCGACUACUUUCCCCUGGCCAAGCACAUUUACCAAAGCAUCGAGGCUCCGUCGGCGCAGUUUAAGAACGCGUACUUGCUGACCUGUGGCCGUCUCGGGCGCCUCGACGAGGCCAAGGACGCCCUCCGCGCACACCCCCGUGCAGACUUCACGAGCUAUUAUGCCGCCAUCUGUGCCUGCAACGACGACGUGAAUGAGUCGGCGCAACUGUACGACCUAGCCGCCACGGCCAACGAACGAUUGUACGAUCACCCGCAUCAUCACCACACCCGUGUGGACGUGCUCAACGGAUACCUCACCACACUGAGCAAGGCGAGCAAGCAUAAUGACGUGCUGAGGCUGGUGUCGCGUGACCUGAAUGCGGACGACGCCACCAACCACCGCACCAUGAGCGCCGUGUUGCUGGCCCACGUGGGCUUGGGCCACUGGAAUGACGUCGUCGAGACGUUCAAAUCCAUCAAAACCCAUGGGUUCCCGUGCUCGGGAUAUGUUUACGGCGGCGUGAUCUUGGCGUACACGAAACUAGGCCAUUUCAAGCACGCCGCCAUGCUGUUUCAGCACAUUCAACACAGCGACCCCGAGUACAUGCACCACCCUGCGGUACUGGCAUCCGUCUUUUACUUGUUCCGCGUCGACGACAACGACGUGAACGCAGCCAUGGCGCUGUUUCGGUCCCUCGACUUGUCGGAAGAGAAAAACGGGCGCGUCGCGUUGAACGCGGAAGGCGCGGUGCAUCUGCUCCACACUUUAUAUGGCAUGCGCAACGACGAUGGCCGGAACGACGACGGCGAUGGCGGCACCACCACCACGCUCGGCCUGCUGGAAGAGGUGUGGCCCAAGCUCGAGCGCUUGCCGACCCUGUUUACGAACCACAAGGGGCCACAUCCGUACGUGGUGGACACGGCGCUCCUCGCGGCUGCCAAGGCCCAGGCGGUCGACAUGGCCGAGGACAUUGUCACAUGGGCGAUGGACCAGUCAAUUCCGUUCUCGGCUGCCACGUACACGCACAUGAUGCGCGUGUACUCGCAGCCACCCAUUUCCGAACUGGAUCAUUUCGUCGACUGGACCGCGCCGCCGGCGUUCCCGGUGCGGUUCAUGUACUGGUGGGACGCCAUGCAGGACAACGCAGACGUCAAGCCCAAUGUUCGAACUAUCACGUCGCUUUUGGCGGCCAUUCGGCGACGUAUUCUCACUGACGUGACGGCAAAGGACGUGCUGGACACGAUGGACUCUGUGUGGGACGUGCCCCUUCGUGUCGAGCAUUGCGAGAUGUGCCUGCGCAUCUGGGCGGCGGAACUGACCCAAGGGGAAGGCCACGUGGUGUGGACGCAUGUCCUUCAGCUCGUCCAACGCAUGAAGGACGAAGGAAUCCUUUAUCGACCAGAAACCAUUGCCGCUGCCGCCGCAUGUGGCCAAGCCGCCGACGGGAAUCUGGUCGACAGAGAGGCGUGGCUGCACAUGUUGGCGAAAGCUGCAGCGAGUGAUGGGGAGAACAUGGCAAGUCUGAUCAAGGCGUUGCAAACGAGCACGGACGUUGUGGUUGUCCUGGAAGCUUGCGACAGGAAAUUGUCAGCAAAGGUGCUUGCACAUGCGCUCGAAUCGUGUGGCGGUGACACGACGUCGACGAAUAUGCGAAGGAUGUGCCUGUGGGUGCAACGACAUAACAUCCAGCUCGCCCUUCCAAGCACUAUUACCACAGAGUUCAAGGAACGAUUGGAUCGAUGGGGAGAGGAUGUGCAGGAAGAUCCGUGGCGAACGGUGUUGUUAACGGAGUCGUCGUAAUCAUUACGAUGAUGUUUGGUCAUAGUGUUGCGAGGAGGGCGGCGUAAUGUUGGGUUGCUUGGGGUACUACGGGGUGUGUACUUCCAUCAUGUCCGCCUGGAAGGUACCGUACUACCAGGGACGAGCAUUACAUUGUUCUGGCUCCGCCGUCCG